AUGACCAACAGCGUCCCACCUCCCUCUGGUGUUUACGUCCCCGCAGUCCUGUUUUUCGACGAGAAUGAGGAACUGGACAUUCCUCCUAUCAAGUCGCACGUUCUACGACUUGCUCAGGGUGGGGUAACGGGGAUCCUCGUUCAGGGAAGCAACGGCGAGGCACAGCACCUGUCUCAUGAUGAAAGAAAGGAGACGAUCCGGGUUACUAGGCAGACUCUUGAUGAGAACGGUUUCUCGCAAGUCGUCAUUAUUGCUGGGACCGGGGGUCAAUCUACGCGCGAGACGAAGAAAUUAUGCAAGGAUGCUGCUGAGGCAGGCGCUGCUUUCUGUCUCGUUCUGACGCCUGGGUUAUGGCCUCCCCAGAUGACGCCAGAGAGAAUUCUGCAAUUCCAUCGGGAGGUUGCUGAUGCGUCUCCAAUCCCGACCAUGGUGUACAACUUUCCAGUUGUCACCGCCGGCCUCAACCUGGACUCUGACAUCAUUGGCGCUCUCGCACAGCAUCCCAACAUCGUCGGUACAAAGCUCUCCUGUGGCAUGAUCGGCAAAUUACAGCGUCUGACGUCCUCCGUUCCCGCCUCGAAAUUCGCCACCUUCCCCGGAGUAUCCGACGUCUUCCUACCCGGCCUCGUCUGCGGCAGCGCAGGGCUCAUUGGCGCCCUUCCCAACAUCGCGCCAAAAGCUCAUACAGAACUGUACCGCCUGUAUAAGGCGGGGAAGCUGGAGGAGGCGCAGAAGAUCCAGGCGCUGCUGAGCAACGCCGACUGGGAGCUUGGGAAGCUGGGCAGCAUUGGGGGUAUCAAGGCGAUGGUUGCGAAGCAUUUCGGGUAUGGGAAUACGCUUGUUCGCGGUCCGCUUGCUAGUGCGGACGUGCAGAAUACGAGCAUCGGCAAGCUGGAGGAGUUGAUCGCAUUCGAGAAGUCACUGUAA
Sparassis crispa is the source of this 927-nucleotide messenger RNA. RefSeq names its product Probable 4-hydroxy-2-oxoglutarate aldolase. The transcript is spliced from 3 exons. Gene Ontology annotation, molecular function: 4-hydroxy-tetrahydrodipicolinate synthase activity. The coding region runs from base 1 to 927 and encodes 308 amino acids. The record is from RefSeq and is a predicted model, not a curated record. NCBI's taxonomy places the organism in Eukaryota, Fungi, Basidiomycota, Agaricomycetes, Polyporales, Sparassidaceae.